Prosopis cineraria is the source of this 863-nucleotide messenger RNA. Its product is annotated as sodium/calcium exchanger NCL1-like. The coding region runs from base 1 to 762 and encodes 253 amino acids. Lineage: Eukaryota; Viridiplantae; Streptophyta; Magnoliopsida; Fabales; Fabaceae. The record is from RefSeq and is a predicted model, not a curated record. The transcript has 3 exons.
AUGAUACAAUUGCUGGUGAUGGGGUUCCGGUGGCGGGACCAGAGGGAUUUUGAUAAUGGUGGUGACAAUGGUGGACCAGAGGGGCACGCGAUUCGGACGCAGAUCGCCGACCGUUUUUCCGUCCCCACACGUAGAAACCUUCCUUUGAAUGCAAUUCAAACAUCCAUAACGCCACUCUCUUCUUCUCUGCCUCCAUAUCCUUACUUAAACCUCACAAAUGCUUCACAUCCUCACCCAUUAAAUGAUCAGUUUUCCCAUCCAAUGUCUCGUCGCUUCAGCUUCACGCUCUCCCUCUCCCUCUCCCUCUCCCUCCUAAUCCUCUGCGCUCAGGUCCGCGCUCGCUUUCUUUCUUCCUCCUCUGAUCUAGUUUCCGAUGGGAUCCAUGAUUUCCGGGAUUCGCCGGAGGACAAUCUGCUCCGGUUUUCCCUGCCGCUGACGGAGUCUACCUGCGACCAGACGUACGGGUUCUUGCCCUGCACCACCAGUGUAGUCGGGAACUUGUUCCUUAUCAUCGUCUAUGGCUUCCUCAUGUACAAGGCCGCUACCUAUUUGUCCUGUGGCAGCGAGCUGUUGCUUGAAAUCUUGGGCCCGGGGAUCGUUGGUGGCUUGUUUCUUCCCAUUCUUGGCGCCCUGCCUGAUGCCAUGCUCAUUCUCGGAGUUUUCCGCCUCUGCUCAUUCUCAAUCUCGAUUAAGAUUUUCUUUAUCUGUUCGAUUAGCUGGAAAGUGUCACCGAACUUUCCUUCUCUCCGGACGGUAAGUUAAUUUUGUCUGUGGGCGUCCUGUAACCACUUUCUAGCUCCAAGCCUCCAAAGCAGUUGUUCAGCUUGUACCAAUCUUAUUCCUAACCCAACCAAACCUGACCA